ACAUGGACGAUAGUCGAGAUUUGGAAUGUAAUGGUGCAGGAAUGCGGAGAGCAAGAUCUUUACAACAUGUUUUUCCUUCCUUACAGAAACAACAACACCAUCUAUCCCGUAGAUCGGCAUCGACACCCAGUUCCAAUGAUCAAAACGCUCGGGUCCAUGAAAAUAACGAUAAACACAAUGUUUUUACGCAGACAUCUGACUCAGAUCAUAAAUUGGAUAAACAUCUUACAACCUACAGAUCAACGCUACAUGGUCCCGGCAACAAUGAACGUUUCUUGGAAAACCAAAACCACUCACAAAAAAAUAAUCGCGGUGUCGUUCGGAGCAUCGAUAGCGGGAAAACCCCAACCCAGAAAACAUAUGAUCAUAUCUUGACAAAUGUGCGAUCUGACCAAUUUUCCUCUACAUAUUCUCCCUCGAAAUCAGAACCAGAAAGUGAUGCCAAGGGAAGAGCGUUGGGAUCAUGGCACUUGUUCAGAGAUGAACACGUGGACACAUCUAAAUCAAGUGAAGCCCAAAACACCAGUUCGGACUCUUACGAUAGAAGUAGCAGGAGGACAAACAAAGUACCCUUGCCGAAAUUGCAGGAUGUGCCAUGUCAAUUUUUUGAUCAAUUGAAGGAUGAACUUCACGACUUUACAGAAAAGGAUAUGUGGCGUCUGAAUGUCGAUCUUAGAGAAACUUUUGCUAAACUCUUCGGAAUCCAUACAAUUUUUCCUUUAUAUUUAGACAGUUCUGAAUUUGUAAUGUGGUUCUUGGAUGAAAAUGGAUGUUUGUUUAUGUGGAAUGAAAUGGAGUGUAGUAUAAUAUACAUGGGAUCCAACUUGGAAGAAGGAAUUACGAACUAUCUCAUCCAUCCGGAUAGGAUGUGUUACAUCAUCGAAGACACUUUUGAGCGUGUACCUGUAAAUGAAUAUGAACGUCAACUAAAUGAAGAAUUUAAAAACCACAUGGAGGAGGAGCUUAUGAAGAAGCUUUCGGAAGCUGAGGCUAAUCUU
Messenger RNA from Ambispora leptoticha, 998 nucleotides. The record is from the annotation of a GenBank genome assembly. Lineage: Eukaryota; Fungi; Glomeromycota; Glomeromycetes; Archaeosporales; Ambisporaceae.